AAUUAAAAUUAAAUAAUUUAUCAAUUAAAACAUGCAAAACUUAUUUAGAAAUAAAUACAACUGUAUUUUCUGUGCUUUAAUUAAGUUUAUUUUUAUUAUUUUCUCAAAAUUAUGUAAAAUUUUCAUAAGAAGUCAUGUAUUUUUAACAUAACUUGCAACACCAGUGCCCCUGUGGUUAAUUGUAAAAGCUCAAUUAGCCAUCUUUUUUUGCGAUCGUAUUUCGGGAAUGUCGUUUCGCCUCCUUUUUAUUCUUCAUACAUAAAAUUCACUCGUAAGGGGGUGAAUUAGGGAGAGUAUUAUUAUUAUUAUUAUACCCACGGGCAACCAUUUUGUUUGGAAUGCCUAAUUUACAUAUAUAAUCCUAUAAUAUAUCAUUGGUAUAUUGAACAAACGUCAACAAAAAGUUGACAGUUGAUUGUUGAUGUUUUUUGUUUGUCUUUUUUGUGGUAUUGUUUUUUUCUGCAGAUGAGAUAUCAGAUGAUUUCCUUUUCUUGUAGAAGACUUAAUACUUAAAAAUGAAUAAGGCACCAUCGGCUAAACAAAUUAAAAUAUUACAAAAUAUUAAAUUUAGACCGUUGCAAGAUGAUAGUAAUAAUGUUCGAAAAAAACAAAGGAUUACUUCAAGUAUGAUAAUACUUGGAGAAGAACCAGUAUUUUCAGAUUCUGACGAGGAAAGAGAGUUUAAUGAAACAAUUUUUGGCCCAAUCCAACCAGUUGCAACCAUACCAGUUAAAGAUAAAUAUCAUGAUGCAGAAGUUCAGUGUGACUUACUAACACCUGAAAAAACACUGUAUGGAUUAAUCAACCAAUGUACUAAGUUAAAUGCAGAUGAUGCCGGAGAUUUUAAAGGCAUUAUUAAAGCUUGCGAAAAAUUUAUUGCAAGACGUUCGUUCAAUAUACAUGAUCCAGAUGCGUUAAGUGACAUUAGUUAUGUCUCUAAAAAUGAUGCAAGUAGCUCCUCACCUUUAAACAAAAAGAAAAAUGAGAAUGAAAUAGCCAAUUCAAAUAAUACAUUGAAAGGAGGUCUGGUCAGCAAUAAUGAAAGUAGAAGAAAAUCAAACAGAAGAAAAGGAGCUAAUAGAAGUGUUAGAUUAGGAAAUAUAAAAUUUUGAAAUAAUUGUAAUGAAUCUAACAAAUAACUAAUAUUUUAUUAUAUACAGUGUCGAAAAACUUUAAUUUGCAUUAUUCUUGAUAAAAGGUUCUUCAUCACUUGGAAAUCCAUAAUGCAAUAAUAAAGCAUAAAAUUUGUAAAACUAUAAAAUUUUCAAUACACACUUUUGGCAUUGAUUAAACAACAUAAAAAAUCAUUUAAAAAUUAAUGCAUUGAUUUAAAAUUAAGCAUAUUUUUUUAUUUUUAAUUCCUAUCAACAUUUUAAUUAAUAUUUUGUUCUAUAUUUAAAUUUAAAAAGUAUUUUACUCUUCAUUAUAAACCAUUUUAAUUUUCCCUAUAUACCACUUAUUUUUUUACAAAAUGUAAUGCUUAAUUAUGAAUUCCUAAGUCAUAACACAACUUUUUAUCAAGAAUAAUUUUUUUAUGAAAAACUUUCCCAUUUGUAUAAAACAUUUCACCGCUAUGUCUAUAUUUCUUGCUGUGAAAUUUUAAUUUCCUCUUAAUACCCUUCAUGACUUAAAAAUUAGUUUUCUUUAGACUUAUCCAAAUGUGUUUCUCAAAAUCUAAUGUUAGAAAUACGAUUUUGUAAAAAGAGCAACAUUUAACAAAAUUAAUUGAAAAAAAAUAUGCAAAAAAAAUCCACUGAAAUAGUUUAAACAAUUCGCAUCCAAAGUCUAGUCGAAAAUCAUUGAUGAUCUAUUGUUAACUGUACAUUUUGCUUAACCCAUUUGAUAAGAAAGUAUAAAAAUGUUUAACAAAAAACACCAUUUUGUUUUUUAGUUAUCAGAAGUAACAAAAAACUGUUGGAUAUCGUAAUAAUAAAAUAGCGGAUAAUGCAGUAACCAAGCAACUACCUAUUAAUUAAUAUUUAAGUUUGUAAUUAUUGUUAUUUAAAUUAAAAGUUUUGUUUGCAUAUAAUCUAUGUAUUAUUGUUUAA
This is a messenger RNA of Psylliodes chrysocephalus, 2048 nucleotides long. Lineage: Eukaryota; Metazoa; Arthropoda; Insecta; Coleoptera; Chrysomelidae. The record is from the annotation of a GenBank genome assembly.